AUGCAACUCACAACUCUCCUUACGGGCCUCAUCUCCGUCCUGUCUGUCACCACCGCCAUCCCAAUGGGAAGCGAGAGCCCAACUCCUACAUCCUCCGUGUCCAAGUCUCUCAUCGCGCACUCGAGCUCUGCCUCUGUCUCAGCUUCACCUACCCCUUCGCCCAACCCCUACGAGGCCUACACAUGUCCCAAGGAUAAGUUCAAGGCCUGCUGCAUGUCUGUGCAGCAGACGGGCAAGGACAUCGUUAAGCAGCUCGGCGAUUUGGUCCCGGUCCUCAGCGGGCUGCAGGUUAGCUCGGCUAUCUCUUUCCAGUGCAAGAACAUGACCGAACGGGAAGCUCCGGAUAGCUGCAACGGGCAAGGUUAUACCCCCAUGUGUUGCAAUACCAAGGUUGAGGACACCGGAUUCAACACUUGCAAGCCUUUUGAGGAUGUCAAGAAGGCUUACUACAUGAACAAUAUGAAGGAUAUACCAGAGAGCCAGGCUGAUAUGAUCAUGGAUAUUCUCACUUGA
Messenger RNA from Penicillium expansum, 513 nucleotides. RefSeq lists its product as uncharacterized. Lineage: Eukaryota; Fungi; Ascomycota; Eurotiomycetes; Eurotiales; Aspergillaceae. The record is from RefSeq and is a predicted model, not a curated record. Bases 1 to 513 code for a protein of 170 amino acids. The transcript has 3 exons.